Messenger RNA from Paramacrobiotus metropolitanus, 1401 nucleotides. RefSeq lists its product as uncharacterized. Bases 417 to 1043 code for a protein of 208 amino acids. The transcript has 3 exons. Lineage: Eukaryota; Metazoa; Tardigrada; Eutardigrada; Parachela; Macrobiotidae. The record is from RefSeq and is a predicted model, not a curated record.
ACUUCUGCGUAAACAUUUACGGUGCAUUCAGAAAAUUCAAAUAAUUCGAUUUUCUUGAUUUCCCUUGUUGAAAAGAUACAGUAGCUGCUAUAGAGAUUUCUAUCUGAUUGUACAGCAUUUAAUGCUGAUUUGUGCUAAUAAAGGUCUAGUUUGUAAGGGACAGCCUGGGAACUUCGGCAACUGCCCGUGUCCGCGAUAGUGAUAUAUGAGCCAGUGAGGGACCUACGUGUGCUUAUCUCUCCUCUAGGAAUUCCACUCCCGCACGAUAACGCGUCUUUGCCUUGUAGUUGUAGACCAUAUCGCAGUUCAUAAUUUAGAUGUGAUCUCUUCGUUUUUCGUUAAAGCAGGACGAUUCGAGCUAGUAGGAAUCGAGAAGGAAUCAGUUUUUGCCUGGUGUGCAUCCCAAUCGUGUGGAAAUGGGUAGUCCACCCGUGUCAGAAGACGGCCUCUUCGUGGCGUCCAGCUUCGUGCACGCUCUCCUGCUGGUGGUAUCCACGUUCCAUUUUGGCUUCGCACACGGCAGCUUCCCCGCCGUGCUCCCCUUCCGCUACGACAAGCACAAGCACAUCGUGCUCUCCUUCCGUCUGGCCUUUGCUCUUUGGCUGGCCCUCGUGCCACUGAUUGAGUUAUUCUAUCAGUUCCGUUGGCAUAUGUGGCCCGAUAUCUACCAGACAUUGUUCUACACGGAGAAGGUCCUCACCAUUCUGGCAUGGACAGCCAAUCUUAUCAGUACCUUGUUCUUGGCGAAAACGAACAAAUGGGAGGAUUUCCAUCCUCUUGACCAUUUGCUUCAAGUGUUGUCUUGGAUUUUCGUAAUGGUAAUCCAGUCAUUGCGAACUGCGGAGUACGCCUCGGCCGCCAUGCCUUCCUUAACCGAGCAGUACACCAGCGUAAUCGUGGUCACGCUAGGCGCCCUGUAUGGCGUGACGGUGAUCGCAUUCGUCGUAGUCGAUCUCUUGAGAGUGAAAGGCCUUUGUUUGCCCCGCCAGGAUGUCAGUAUCGAACCUGUCGAAGUAGCGAAUCCUAUUGCCUCCUCAGCAUGAGUUUUGUUUGCCAUAUAUUAAUAGGCUCGCUAAUGUUUCCUUAUCUUGAUUUUUUUAGUUUGAAGUUUUAUAUUAUGGUUUGGGAAAUUAGCUGCUAGAUUUCGCUUUGCCUUUGCCAGUUGAAGUGUGGUUAAUUGGAUCGUUUUUGUUGCUGCUCAAUCCAAGCCUGAGAUAUGAUGAUUGUUAAUAAUUAUUGACACUUUUGAUUUUUUUAAUCAAAGUCCUCAGUAGUAUUCACUCCAUGUUUUUGUGAUAAAUUCUCGUUGUAUUGGGGCUUAGAGACUGUAUGUACAUUCUGCCAUUUUAUUUGUACUACCUUUGGCUUGGUAUACUAUUAAAUUUGUAGAUCAGAAUGAAA